Messenger RNA from Cotesia glomerata, 1858 nucleotides. It is a transcript of the gene Acsf2, whose product is annotated as medium-chain acyl-CoA ligase ACSF2, mitochondrial. The record is from RefSeq and is a predicted model, not a curated record. Gene Ontology annotation, molecular function: medium-chain fatty acid-CoA ligase activity. Lineage: Eukaryota; Metazoa; Arthropoda; Insecta; Hymenoptera; Braconidae. Gene Ontology annotation, biological process: fatty acid metabolic process. Bases 76 to 1839 code for a protein of 587 amino acids. The transcript is spliced from 8 exons.
AUCAUCUCUAACAAGUCUUAGUCUCAGUCUUACGCUAACUUUACAUCAACAUUUAUUUUAAUAAUUUAAAUAAAAAUGUUUCUUGUAAAAAAAAAUCUAAGUUGUAAAAAUUUUGAAAGUUUAUUAAAACACAAUAGACUAAUUAAAAAAAAAGGAGUAAAGUUAAACAGUACAGCUGCAUACAAUGAUCCAAAUUUAUCGUAUCGUUCAAAUCCUGGAAAGGAGCCAAUUAUUGACACGACAGUUGGUAAAUUAUUUGAGCAAGUAUCAAAAGAAUUUCCAAACCGCGAAUGUGUUGUUUCUGUUGAACAAGAUAAUACUCGUUUAACAUAUUCUGAAGUACUUCAAAGGGCUGAUAAAUUAGCAGCAGGUCUUAAAAAAUUAAAUAUUAAAUAUGGUGACCGUGUAGGAGUAUGGGGUCCUAAUCAUUAUCAAUGGUUAAUUUCAUUUAUUGGAAUUGCGCGAGCUGGUUGUAUAAUGGUCGGUAUUAAUCUUGCUUAUCAACAAAAUGAACUGAAUUAUUCUUUAAAUAAAGUUCAAGUUAACACUGUUAUUGCUCCGCAAAAAUUUCGGAGCCAGGAUUAUGGCAAAAUGUUGGUUAAAGCUAAAAAUGAUUGUCCUUCUUUGAAAAAUAUUAUUUUGUGGACGGACGAAGCGAUUCCAGGAACUUAUAGAUUUUCAGACGUUGAAUCUCUUGCUAGUAAAAUUGAAGUUGAAGAAAUAGCAGCAACUCAAAAUGAAAUCUCACCUUACGAUGGUUGUAACAUACAAUUUACUUCGGGUACCACUGGGUUUCCAAAAGCGUCUUUAAUAUCACACAAAUCAUUUGUUAAUAAUGGCCGUAUGACCGUAUACAGAUCAGAGCUGAUGAAUUAUCACCACAAAGCUUGUUUAAAUGUCCCAUUUUUCCACGCAUUUGGUAUGAUAUACGGAUGUAUGGCUGCUUUUAAUGCUGGUAUGACUUUAGUACUUGAAUCUCCGACUUUUAAUCCCAAAAAAUCAAUAGAAACAAUUGUUAAAGAAAAGUGUACUCUUGCUUAUGGUACUCCGACAAUGUGGGUAAACAUGUUGGACAUGCAGGAUCGAUUAAAAGCUCCAAUCUCGUCAUUGCAUUUAACAGCAACUGGAGGGGCAAUAACUUCACCUGAAUUGAUGAAAAAAAUACGAAAUACAUUCAAAGUUGAAAAGCCAUCGAUUGUUUAUGGGCUCACGGAAAAUACUGCUAUUGUUUUUCAUUCUGUACCUGGUGAUCCACCUGAAUUAAAUGAUUACACUGUAGGAUAUCUUCAUGAUCAUCUUGAAGCAAUGGUUGUAGAUGAUAAUGGAUCCCCAGUUACUAUUGGAAAACCAGGAGAGUUAUGGACUCGGGGUUAUUCUACAAUGAUUGGAUAUUGGAAUGAUAAAGAGAAUACUUCAAAAACAAUAACUGAUGAUGGUUGGUUGAAAACUGGUGAUAAAUUUAUACUACAUUCUAAUGGAUAUGGGGAAGUUAUUGGAAGACUAAAGGAUAUGAUUAUUCGUGGAGGGGAAAAUAUUUUUCCUAAAGAAAUUGAAGGAUUUUUAGAAACACACAGUGAUGUGUUAGAAGCACAAGUAUUUGGUGUACAUGAUGAUGUUUAUGGCGAAGAAAUUUGUGCGUGUAUUCGUUUGAAAGACAGUAAAACAAAAAUAACUGGUGAUGACAUUAAAAAAUUUGCCAAAGGAAUAAUAUCUCAUUUUAAAAUCCCGCGUUAUAUUGAAUUUGUUGAGGAAUUCCCUAAAACAACCAGCGGAAAAAUUCAAAAGUUUAAAUUGAAACAAUUAAUGGAAUCUAAUGGACGUAUUCCUGUAUCUAAAUAAAAAAUUUUUAUACAUUGUA